Molecule: messenger RNA, 1139 nt
Organism: Bactrocera oleae (olive fruit fly)
Lineage: Eukaryota; Metazoa; Arthropoda; Insecta; Diptera; Tephritidae
Source: RefSeq, a predicted model, not a curated record
UUACAUUCUGUAGAGCAUAUCAGUAGCCGUUCUUGAGCCACACCGCAGUGAUGGCAUUUAAAUCUUAAAAACCUAAUCAAUAAUUAUAGCGGACAUUAAGCAACUACUUCAAAGCUUUUAUUUCUUCCAAUACUGCCGAACAAAAGGACACGUAGAAGGAUACACACGGCAGGAAAAAAAGAGUGCAUGUUCAACCGUUUUCCAUGUGCAUUUCCAAAGUGUUUAAGCAGGCCCACCAAAGACACACACAACCAUGCUAAGCCAUUCAUUUUGGCUGCUGAUAUCGCUGUUCAUCCUUUCGUGUACCUUUCGUAAUGUGACAUCGCGCACAGCCACUGGAUCGACGGCUCAACAGCUAGUCGCGGGUCAGACUAAAGACGACGAAAACACGAACUCGCCGGCCAGCUCCGGUGCGAGUAGCUCCCUAGCUUUCUGGGGUGACCUCUCACAUGCCUACAGAAUAUAUAAGCAAUGCGCGCAGGAUAAUAUUUCCGUGUGUCUGCAGGUGAAGCUACUAACAGGGUUGCAGCGGGUGCUGCGCACCGCAAAGGUUCUCAAAAUUAUAGAUGGCGUGAAAUUUGUCAGAAGCAAUGAUAAUGAUGCAGCCGACGGAGGCGCAGUGAGUUCAGUGAGUUUCACAAAUGAAAAGGAACUGGAAGCGGUGUUGCCACGUGGCACUGAUUCUAAGGAGCAGGUCUUACACAGUAUGAUUGCGCGAGAAUUUUCAAAUAUGCUGCAAAAUUUUACCUUGCAGGUGAAAUUACCCAAAUUGCAUGGCUCGAAAGCAGAGAACAAUGAAAUUGUAACGGAAAGCCGCAAGAAAAGGAUAAAAGGAGGUGGAGCUUAUAUAAUGAUUCCACUGCUACGCGGCACAUUCAUACCGAUUGCCUAUGGUGCUUUGGCCAUGCUGGCAGGCAAAGCAUUAAUCGUUUCCAAGCUAGCACUGGUCCUCGCUUCGAUUAUUGGCAUUAAGAAGUUACUCGGUAAUAAUAACAAGGAAUCGCAUGAAGUUGUCGUCUCCUCCGGUGGCCAUUCAGGUUGGGGGCGAGACAUGGACCUGGCAUACAGCGGCUGGAAAGCUGGCAAAGAGCAUACAAAGACAAUGUAGAGUAGUUAGUAAAAUGAAUGGUGAACGUUCA